Messenger RNA from Zea mays, 692 nucleotides. RefSeq names its product protein FAR-RED IMPAIRED RESPONSE 1. The record is from RefSeq and is a predicted model, not a curated record. The transcript has 3 exons. Gene Ontology annotation, biological process: regulation of DNA-templated transcription. Lineage: Eukaryota; Viridiplantae; Streptophyta; Magnoliopsida; Poales; Poaceae. Gene Ontology annotation, molecular function: zinc ion binding. The coding region runs from base 36 to 692 and encodes 218 amino acids.
CAAAAGUAUGGGAUGUUGUUCUUGACACUUCCACCAUGGAGAUCAGUUGUGGUUGUAGAAAGUUUGAAAGGAUGGGUCUUCUUUGUUCGCAUGCCCUCAAAGUCUUCACCCUGCAGAAUGUUGACACAAUUCCAGAAAAGUAUGUUUUGAAACGCUCGACAAAAGAUGCCAGGAGAAGCAUGUAUACACUUGCUCAGGAUGAUUCAACCCAACAGGAAUGCACAGAGGCUGAAUUUGCAUAUCGCAAUCGGGCAAUGCAUUAUGCAUAUAACCUAAUUAUAAAGAGCCAGGAACUGGAAGAAUCACGAAAAAUAUUCUGGGACUCCCUUGAAACUGGAGAGAAGGCACUGGAAGUGUUCUUUGAAAUGAGAAACAUGCGCACUCAAGCAGCAAAGGAUGCUGAUAAGAAUGUAAAGAAGAAGAAAAAAACAUCAAAAGGAACAAACCCAAAAAAAGCUAAACAAGCCCCAGGAGUUUCCUCAACUGGUCCAGAGCUGAUAGUCCAUACUAAUGAGCAUCAAUUUCAAUCUUCACAAGAUGCUCAGGGUAAUGCAACCAUUGGAAGACCAUAUUACUAUCAGUUUCAUCGACUAAAAGAGCAAGCACAGAUUCUGAAGCAUGAAACUGAGAGCGUCGCUGAAAUUUCUAAUGAUAAUGUCAGAUCUCUAAUGGCCUUGUUUUUCCCCGUGUAA